AUGACAUUGUUAAUGUAAAAAUGUAAUUUUAAACUUGGUUUAACUCAACGGUGGAAUCGGUCCUUAUUCCUUAGACUAGGUAAUAAUGAGAGGACUCAUAACGCCAUUGAAAAUCUUGUUCCAUUCUGACACCAACGAUAUUCGACCAAAGGCGUAACAUACACAAGCGUUGCAGAAAUAAUCGAACUCACCUAAAGCGAUAAAUAUGACAUUCGACAUUUUAUAUUUGGCAGAUGAAGUGAAGUGUCAGGUGUCAGUGUCCAUUAAUGUUGAUAAAAGAAAAAUAAACAAAUCAUCUACAAAUUAGUUGAUUAUAAGAUUACAAUUAGUAAAUAAUUAUUGUGAUGAUAAACUGAGAAAUACAAUUAAGGAAUAUUGUUAAAGUACUGUUUUGCACAUUAUAGGAGAGAGAAAACAAAAUGAUCGACAGAUAAUCGCUAUAUUUGAUAAAAUGACGGGUCAUGCAGUAGUUGUGUGGGAAUAUGAAAUUAGGUCAGGCUAUUGGAAGCCCUACAGCCCAGCCGUUAGCCAACAUUUGGAAAGAGCAAAAGCAAAACAGUUGACCCGUGUGAUACUUUCUGAUGCUGACCCAACUCUUUCGAACUAUUUUAUUAAUUUGAGAACUUUGACCCAAGAACUAGAAGAGUCAGAUGUUAUUGUACCAGUUAGAAGAAAAUGUUAUUCUCCAUCAUCGCCAGCUGGGAAGGGAGCUAGAUGGGAGUGUUCUGGGGCUGAACAUAGUCAAGAAUGGCACCCAUUUGAUAUGGAUAUUCAGUGUUUAAUUGAAGAAGCUUGGGCGAAUGGUGAUCAAAUGUUAGAUAUGAGUAAAACUCAUUUGGGAUUCCCCUAUUUAAUAAAUUUUAGUAAUUUAACUCAAAGGUGGUUGACCAAUGGUUAUGUACGUAAUGUAAGAAGGAUCAAGCAAGCUCCCUAUCCACUAGUUAAAGUGAAACUAGAAGAAUUGGCCCCAAUUACAGGGCGUAGAUGUUCUAAUGGGCGUAACUCCUGUAGAACCUCAAAUAAUUCAAAUGGCCAACAAGGUCAUGGUACCAAAGUAAUAGGAAGUAGUGCAAUUUUAAAUCAAACCGAUGCUAGUAAAAAGAACAGCAAUAAAAAGAAAACCAGUGGAAAAUCCAAAUCGACAAAUGACUCUACACCUGCCAAUCUUGCCAGACAGAUUUUAAAUAAUUUGAAUAUUUUUGGUCAUAAGUCAAAUUCUGUGACACUAUUUCAAAACAAUGAAAAUAAAACUUUGUUAGAUGCUGAUAGCAGCAGCACUAAAUCUGGAAGAAGGCCUAGUUUAGACACAGUUUCUACGUAUUUAAGUCAGGAGAGCAGAGAAAGUCAAGCAACUGCUUCUACAGCUGACUUGAUCAAUUGUAAUGCUAGUGAUGAUGGAGCUAUAGAAGAUUUACCCUCAAUAAUUGGUUUAGAUCCAGCUAGUGCCAGUAUAUCUCGUUUCGUGAGAAUUUCGAAGCCCAGCGAAUGGGCCCCGAGGCAGCCGUGUCCAGUUUGUCGCCAACUUCUUAAACCUGAAAACGUAGUGAUAGCGCUUCCUUGUACACACGUCUUGCAUCUGGACUGUCUUAAUUACGCUUUAACGGAACAACAAGAGACCGGUUCACACUUGCACAUUCAGUGUGCCGUUUGUGGAUGUGUGUAUGGAGAGAAACACGGAAACCAACCACCAGGAACCAUGGAGUGGAGGAGAAUUGAUAGAAGUUUACCGGGACAUCCCGGUUGUAGGACCAUUCAGAUAAUAUACAACAUUCAGUCGGGGAUUCAAAGAGCUGAUCAUCCGAACCCGGGUAGGGAAUAUUACGCCGUAGGUUUUCCCAGAAAUGCCUACCUACCUGAUAAUCCGAAAGGUAGGAAAAUUUUGCGGUUGCUUCAUUCGGCGUGGCAGAGAAAACUCAUCUUUACAGUAAGCAAAUCUCACACGACCGGUUGCGAGGACGUCGUUUCGUGGAAUAUUCCUCAUAAGACUGAAAUCGGGCCUAGUAUGAACACGUACAGUUACCCUGAUCCCGCUUAUUUGAAUAAUGUAGUUAGGGAGCUGGAGGCUGUAGGUAUCGUAGAAGAACAUAUAACCAAAAAUAGUUGCUGUAUUGGAUAAAUUUAACUUUUCAACUAUUCCAAUUUGUUACCUACCAAGUCCUGAUAUUUCAUUCAAGUCUCUAGAGUAUUAUUUCAAGAGAUUAUUAAAUUUGUGCAAUUACUACAAUUGAAAUUACAUUUUCGGUCGUUUGUGGCAAUUUUUUUUAUUUUGUGAUAUCUAUAUUAUAUAUUUUUUUAAACUUACAUAAAAUUUUAAUUUUUAUGAAUCAGAUCUUUUAUUGUUUAAGUUUUUUUGACUCUAUGACAUGAGGAACUUUCUGAUGUAUCGAAGCUCAUUAGAAAAAAUAUUUAAUACCAGAAAAUGCCUUGUUUAUGAUUUAGAUGUGCAAUGCAGGUAAAGUUUCUAUAUAUUAAAUGAAUUUCCGAUGAAAAAAAAAAAUGUUUAUUGCAUCCAAAGAUUAGUUUAUUCAUCAGAUUAUAUACAGGGUGAAACAGUGAAACCAAAACACUCAAUGUUUUAUAUUUUUGGUUGGCUAACCCUGUAUAUAUUAAAAAUCGUCGCAAAUCAUUAAUAUUUUUAAUACGCUUCUUAUAAAAGUUUUAAUACUUUCUUUAGAAAAUUCCUAGUAAUACAUUCAUUUCUAAGUAUUAUUACUGUAUUCUGAAACACAAAUGAUUUAUUUUUUAUUUAAGGAUACUUGUUAAGUACAAACUAUUUUAAGAAUAAGUAUAUUGUAUUUCAAUAAUAAAAGUAAAAUAAUUAUUAAUCUUUUUUAUUUAUCCCGUAUUUUUUACUUCUUAGUUAAAAAAAUUCAUGUACUUAAAAAAUGGCGGUCGAAGAUUGAUUGGAAACUACGCAGAGAUGUCAGCAUAAAUAUUAUAAUUAUUGUACAUGCCAGAAUAUGAAGUUGUACAUAUCUUCAAAGACAAUAUUUAAGUUCUUUACUUAGUCCACUUACAAUACUGAAAUCCUCUACAGAAAGCUUCCGACCCACGUUGGGCGCCAUUUUUUGCCUUCGUCGCAUAGUGGGCAAUAUCACACAAUUAGUGUCCAAAAAUUAGAAAAUGCAAUUACUUUAUAUUCCAAAUUUUUCAUUAUUUAUUUAGUCUCUGAUAACCAGCGCACUUAUUGAAAUUCAAAAUAAUGUGACCAGUUUACUAUUAUCCAAGAUAAAGUUCUUUAAAUUCGGAUACAUAUAACUUGUCAGUACUUGAAUACUAUUUAGUUGCGAAUAUGCCGUGUAUUUGAAACAAUCUCUCUCGAAGUGUGAGUGGCGCCUGUAAGUUUUCUUUAGAAUGUGCAACUUUGUGGUAAAUACUCACUAAAAUAUUUUUGUUCAGUUUUUCUGAAAAACCUGACAUGGUAAAAAAAAUUGUAAUUUUGCUAUAUGCGAAAUAUUGCAUUUAUCUUUGUUUUUAAUACUAUGCUGGGUCUUUUAGUACUUAAAUCCGCAUGACCCGGUGAUGAUUUUUGUAUUAUCGUAUUGUUAGGUGUAUUUUCUGGUAUUUACGAAAAAAUUAGCUGCGAAGGUCUGCGAACUCAAUCUUACCGAUUUUUUUAGAUACGAUAACGCGUAGGGAGCUACUUGAAGUAUGGCGUAAUGAAAAUCGGGCUGCUGAUCGAAGCUCGGCCGUUUUAAAUUAUGUCUGAGAAAAUUGGACGACACUUAUGAAAAUGAUGAAAAAUAAAAGAACGUUAAAAAAACUGUUCAAAAUCUAUGUAGCAAGUUCGCGGAAAAAUGGACAAGUUUUAGUGGCAAUAGAGACGAAAUGGCUCAACGCUACCGUCAAGCUUCGAAUACAAAAAGAGGCAGCUCUACCAGCAGAAGCAGUUGCUGGUCCAUCAGGAGUUGGGCGACCUAAAAAGAGCUUUGUAGAUUCGAGUGAACAUUCAAAGCUUUCUAAAGUGUCGCCACUCAUACAGCAAAAUACUGAGGAAGAAUUAAUUCUCGCUGCUGUGUUGCCUAUUGGCAUGCUAUCAGAAGAAGCAAUGGAAUGUAGAAAUAAAGAUUUUCGAAACUACAGAGAAUUUUACACCCGAAAAAUGUCCCGCAAAGUACCAUGCAUGACUUAUUUAAUACCUUGCCUUAUUCCUCAAAUCCCGUAUUUAUUCUAUUUCCAGAACAACGUCAAUUCAGCAGCGCAGAUCGGAGACUCCGAAUGUAGAAAUUAGGAAGUUGCUUUGUGAUCCCAAGUUACUAGAGCCACAUCAUUCUGAUACGUCCUGCAUCAAGCUCUGAUAGCGAAAGCUAAACCUACUCGAGGUCGUAUGACAUUUUGGUACUCUUUUAUGUUGCUAACUGUAUUUUUUUAAUUCAUAUUUUAUUAUUCUGUUUACCUGUAGUUUUUGGAAUCCGAAUAAACUCUAUUUUCCUUUCGUUUUUGUACCUAGUUUAAGUUGUAGAUAAAAAGGCUUUUUUUACAUUAUAUUUAAAUCUUCAGUAGUAUAUUUUUUGUAUUUUAGUAUCAACACAAAAAAUGUAUAAUAUAAUGCUUUAGAGUGAUAAAUAAAUUAACACAUAAUUUUCGGACGCUAGAUCGGUCAUAUCACCCACUGUGGUCGGUAAAAACUGGACUUUGUUCUUGGAUUUAAGGUGAAUAAAUUUUAAAUCCUUUAUAAUAAAUAUUUUUUUAUAACAUUUACUAAGAAUUACAACAUGUUGCACAUUUUAAAUUCAAAUAAAAUACAAUUUUUAGGAUUAAUUAUUCUAAACGGCAAGUCAAAUGUAGCAUCUGAGAUUAUAGUUGAAAUUUACGAUUAAAAACACUUUGAUUGAAUGGCCGUAGCAAUGAAAGUAGUUAGAUGAUAUAAACAGUUUGUUAGUAAGAUGAUUUAAGUCUUGUAGGUUGAUUAUUUUUUUCAGUAAAGUUAAAUUAAGAAAAAAGUAUACAGUCCAUCACAAUGUUCCUCUAGCAGCCUUUUUCCUAUUUUUUGGCGGAAAAAAUAUCUAUUUCGCUUUUUAAGUUAAGUUGCUACCUUUGACUGGCGCCCACAUAAAAAGAUUAAUUUAUGUAUCAUAUGAGAUUAUUGUAUAUAUACCUUUUUUUUAUCUUUUAAAGUUAAUUUACUUAUAUGGUAACAUCCAAAUUAGACAAAUUAUUACAAUAUUAAAAAGCUACUAGCAAUUUACCAAUGAUCAUCUCUAUAAGACUUAUUCAAAAACUCAUAAGGCACAUAGAAGAAUAGAGACCAAUUCUACACAUAGUAAUGCUAGAAUAACAAAAAAUAUGCAUUAUAUUAUUUGCUGCAACUACUUUUUAACCCUAACAAUAUUCUCAUAUGUUACAUAUAGUGUUCUUUUUCUUACAUACAAAUGAAAUUUUAUUUUGAGAAUUAUUAAUUAGCGAUAUAUAAAUGGUCUAUUUUAUUCUAAUAAAACAGUUACCCUAGAGUGUAUGAAAAAUAUUCACCAAUAUAAAUACUAUAAAAUUGGCAUGCAAGAGCAACUUUUGAUAAUCGAUAUGUUCAUUAACAACGAAAUGUUUUAAUGAAUAUUUUCCAUACAAACGUUCGUCAGUUCUUAACUAUUCGUUUAAAUGUCCUGUAUAUACAAGGUGGCCAAUUAGUUCGAAGAAGUCCCACACCUAACUAUAUGAAAUAUUCACCAUUUAUGUCCAAAGUCUAUAAUCUGGUCCUCGAGUGUAAAGUUUACUUUAUUUUUUAAUGAUGACGAUGAUUUAG
This is a messenger RNA of Psylliodes chrysocephalus, 5740 nucleotides long. Lineage: Eukaryota; Metazoa; Arthropoda; Insecta; Coleoptera; Chrysomelidae. The record is from the annotation of a GenBank genome assembly.